This is a messenger RNA of Guillardia theta CCMP2712, 1557 nucleotides long. RefSeq lists its product as hypothetical. Bases 1 to 1557 code for a protein of 518 amino acids. Lineage: Eukaryota; Cryptophyceae; Pyrenomonadales; Geminigeraceae. Gene Ontology annotation, molecular function: protein binding. The record is from RefSeq and is a predicted model, not a curated record. The transcript is spliced from 9 exons.
AUGGGGAACCAGGCGCUCCACCUGGUCCUGCUGGUCCUGCUGCUGGCCCUGGUGGGCAGGGGGGAUCCCCUGAAGUACGAGGGAGGAAGCAUGCGAUCACUCAGACUGAGAGGGGGGGGAGGAAGCAGCGACGCAGGAUCCCAUGGACAAGGUGUAGGUCUCCUCUCCUCCAAGGGAAUGCAGUUCCGACCUUUGCGAAAGGAGGGGACGCGAGAGGGAGGAAGCAGAGGGACCGAGGGCGACAGGAUGGAGGAUAGCGCAUCGAUUGUAUCCCAGAAACCUGAGGAGAAGGGGAAGAUGGAUGAGCGAUACAGUGCCCUGUGGAGGGCGGUGAAGGACAGACGCGUCGAUGUAAUCUUAGAUCUAAUGGACAAGGGACUGAAUUUGUCUCAUCCCGACGCCUCGUUUGGAGGAUGGACAUCAUUGCACUAUGCAGCGGCAGGAGGAGAAGGACAUGUAGUCGACAUGCUCCUCUCCCAUGGAGUGCCUGUUGACAUCUGCAACGACCAAAUGUCGACGCCGCUAGCUAUCGCGGCCUCUGAGGGCCACCUGAAUAUUGUGGAGAAGCUGCUGAGAAGAGGAGCGGAUGUGAACGCCUCCAACAAUUAUGGGAUGACAGCCCUGCACAGAUGUCGACUCUCCCAACGUUGCUGCCUCAUCCUCCCAGCACACCCAGCGGCUGAAGCGUUCCUGCAGGUCAUGGAGGUCACUCCCUUGCAUCUCGCUGCUUGCGGGGGAUUCCUCGACACAGUAGAGACUCUCGUGGGGCAUGGCGCCGAUGUCAACCAGCCGAACAGCGAUGGUUGGAUUGCCCUGCAUUACGCAGCACUGAAGGGGAACGAGGAGCUUAUUGAGCUGCUGCUGUCUAAAAGAUCGAAAGUUCUGGUGCCAAGCAAACUCCUCGAGACGCCAGUAGGGCUUGCAAAGAAGUACGGGCAUGAAAAGUCGUUCCACAUGCUCCUGAAAGCAAGCUGGGAGGAAAAGGACGACAAGCAGCACAUGGACAUGAAACAACGCCAGCGAAGGGAGAUAGAUGAUGAGUACGACAAGUUUUGGAGCAAGAUCUGGCAGGAGCAAGUGAGGAGACAUCAGAGUUCGGGUGAAGGGAGUUCCACAUUGUCGGACGUCUUGGAUCAUCACAAAGCCACCAUGAUGGGAGCUGAGGACGGUAUUGUUUCUUGGCCGAAGCGAUAUCCCGGUCAAGGUGUGGGAGAUGAUUUGGAAGAUGGCAAGAAACCAGAAAUCCCUGUCACCCCUGUACCGAUGAGCUUCAAGAGCUCGGCUGGCACAGGGUUGGAAAAAAUUCUACCCGAUGAGAACGGAACUUCAUGUAUCGAUUACGAUCUCCUUUUUGAGAAUCCAAAAGGAGAAGUGGAGAAAGUUGUCUUCGGCGUUACGCCGAGGGACAAGGAAAAGGAGGCUCUCGACGAUUUCUACAAGAAGCACAUGUUCAGUGAGCCCAAGAUGUCACUGGACGAGCUCGAGCUGAAAGUGCGGGAAGCGCAAGCGCUGGCGAUGGAGAGAAACAAAACAGCGCAAAUGCUACAGGAUGGAUGA